Didymella exigua CBS 183.55 is the source of this 869-nucleotide messenger RNA. RefSeq lists its product as uncharacterized. The coding region runs from base 54 to 812 and encodes 252 amino acids. Lineage: Eukaryota; Fungi; Ascomycota; Dothideomycetes; Pleosporales; Didymellaceae. The transcript is spliced from 2 exons. The record is from RefSeq and is a predicted model, not a curated record.
GCAUCAUCUGCGGCGAAGGACGGUGGUGCGAUCACGCCGACGUACGCGAAGAGAUGUAUACCUCGCUCCUCUAUGCCAGCAAGUACAUCGCCAGUGAAGCACGGGCUGUAUUUUUUGCGGGGAACAGGUUCGCAUUCACUAUCAGUAUAAGGCCACACACCCCCAUCUACUUCAAAUCACCUCGCAUUUUCGGCCCUCUGGGACUUCCGCAUCGCCUCCACCUCCUACGCGACCUCAGACACAUCAAUCUGCUCGUUGAUAUCGACGACAGAGCCUCGCACUCUAGACCUUCUCCCCACGCGGUAGUCCGCCACCGAGCACGUCUCGAACACUUCGUCGAAAUCCUCAGGAAACACGCAGAGGACUCGAGUAAGAAGUCGUUGCUCAAGAGUCUUCAUAUGCGCCUCUCAACGACAGGACUGGAGUACCAGCGCCUUGUCACUGGCCGAUUGAUACAGCCCAGUGACGAAACGAAACGACGUCUGGUGGGCCACCAUGUAUUUGCUCUGGAGGGUCUUGUCGCGUUUGAGGGUAUCGAUGAGGAAGAGGUUACCGGCCUUCCGAAGUGGUUCUGUCGGUGCUUGGAACCACACAUGGUUGACCGCGGCGGGCAGGUUGAGGAAUUGAUCUGGCCCGUAAAGAUCGUGAAAAAGCGACAUGAUAAUGGCUACAGGGUUCAAAAGGUGGAGAUUUCGACUCGCAAGUACUGGCAGCCUACUCUUAACUGGAGGGAGUUUUCACGAAGAGAUAGCAUUGAGUUGCCGGAAGAUAUCGAUGAAUACUUUUCGGCACGGCAGGGCGGAUUGUUGUAGAUGAUGAGCAUGGUUCAUGCGAUAGCAGAUUGUCGUCAGUGGAACUCAAAAACCUCA